Messenger RNA from Sinocyclocheilus rhinocerous, 6587 nucleotides. Its product is annotated as ankyrin-1-like. Gene Ontology annotation, molecular function: protein binding. Lineage: Eukaryota; Metazoa; Chordata; Actinopteri; Cypriniformes; Cyprinidae. The record is from RefSeq and is a predicted model, not a curated record. Gene Ontology annotation, biological process: signal transduction.
CAGUUUUUAUGAGAUCUGCACAAAGAAGACGACAAUAAUAACAACAGAUGCGCGGUAAACAGUUGGCAGUAUCUCUGCUGAGAAAAAUGGGAGACUGUGAGUGAGAAAGAGAGAGACGGAGGGAGAAAAAUCGAGCUGCUGCAGUAUCCCUACACUGCUGAGGCUCGGACUGCGUGACUGACUGGUGUGUUGCUAGAGAGAGAGAGAGAGAGAGAGAAGAAGGGAGGGGGAUGGGAAGGAUCUUGCCUGGAUGAGGAGCAAGCAGGCAGGCAGGCAGCAGCAUCAUCUCUUUUGUGGCGUGCUGCUGAGGGAACUGGCCGCCUAGAGCCGUGCAGGGCGCUCACUCCUCUUAGGCGCGCACAGCGCCACCGCCUCUCGCGCACUGGCCACCGCAGGGACAGUGACAGCCUUCUUUACAGGCACAGCACUGCUUGUUGCAGCGGCACCAUGGCGCAAGCUGCUAAGCAGAUCCGCAAGAACAAGGACCUACAGGAGCUCGCAGCUCAAGAGCUGCGAGAGAAGGAGGAGGAGAAGAUCAAGAAAAGGAACAGAUCGAGAGACCGUAGACGCAAGGCUCAUGUGGUUCAGCGCUGGCUUGUGCAUCAGGACAGUAGUUUGAGUGGAGAGGGUUCGUCGGAGGCUCAAGGUGGAAAAUGGCACUUUGAUGGAAGAGCAGACACAUCAACCAGUUUCCUCCGUGCUGCACGCUCAGGUAAUCUGGAGAAGGCUCUGGACCAUAUCAAAAAUAGAAUAGACAUCAACAUAGCCAAUCAGAAUGGGCUUAAUGGGUUGCAUUUGGCCUCCAAAGAAGGCCAUGUUAAGAUGGUGCUGGAGCUGCUGCACAAUGGAAUUGACUUGGAGACUACUACAAAGAAAGGGAAUACCGCCCUUCAUAUUGCUGCUCUGGCCGGUCAAGAGAAAGUGAUUGCUGAACUGGUCAAUUAUGGUGCCAACGUCAAUGCCCAGUCUCAGAAAGGCUUCAGUCCCCUGUACAUGGCAGCACAGGAGAACCACUUAGAAGUGGUAAAAUAUCUACUUGAACAUGGAGCCAAUCAGAGCCUUCCAACUGAGGAUGGCUUUACUCCUUUGGCGGUAGCUCUUCAGCAGGGUCACGAGAACGUGGUGGCCCUCCUGAUAAACUAUGGCACCAAGGGCAAAGUGCGUCUGCCGGCCCUGCACAUCGCGGCACGCAACGACGACACGCGCACUGCUGCCGUACUGCUGCAGAACGACCCAAACCCAGAUGUCCUCAGCAAAACCGGCUUUACUCCUCUCCACAUCGCAGCCCAUUAUGAGAAUCUCAGUGUCGCACAGCUUUUGUUAAACAGAGGAGCCAACGUGAACUUCAUGCCGAAGAAUGGCAUCACUCCAUUACAUAUCGCUUCCAGGAGGGGGAAUGUGAUUAUGGUGCGGCUUCUGUUGGACAGAGGAGCUCAGAUAGAUGGCAAGACAAAGGAUGAGCUGACGCCGCUGCAUUGUGCAGCCAGGAACGGUCAUGUACGUGUGGUGGAGAUCCUGCUAGACCAGGGUGCUCCUAUUCAGGCCAAGACCAAGAACGGUCUGUCUCCCAUCCACAUGGCAGCGCAGGGCGAUCACAUGGACUGCGUGAGGCAGCUGCUGCAAUACAACGCAGAGAUCGAUGACAUUACCCUCGACCACCUGACCCCGCUGCAUGUUGCAGCACACUGUGGGCACCACCGUAUGGUCAAGGUGCUGUUGGACAAAGGGGCAAAAGCUAAUGCCCGUGCAUUGAAUGGAUUCACUCCAUUGCACAUUGCCUGCAAGAAGAACCACAUGCGGUCCAUGGACCUUCUGCUGAAGCACUCAGCGUCUCUGGAGGCUGUGACUGAGUCGGGUCUGACCCCUCUUCAUGUGGCUGCGUUCAUGGGGCAUCUCAAUAUAGUGAAGAGUCUGCUUCAGAGAGGAGCUUCACCCAACGCAUCUAAUGUGAAAGUGGAGACCCCUUUGCACAUGGCUGCCAGAGCAGGGCACUGUGAGGUGGCUCAGUUUCUGCUACAGAACAAUGCACAGGUGGAUGCCAAAGCGAAGGAUGAUCAAACCCCCUUGCACUGUGCCGCUCGAAUGGGGCAUAAGGAGUUGGUGAAGCUGCUCUUGGAACAUAAGGCCAAUCCAGAUUCGACCACCACAGCAGGUCACACUCCUUUGCACAUCGCCGCCCGCGAGGGACACUCCCAAACCACACGCAUCCUGCUCGAUGGGAAUGCCCAACAAACCAAAAUGACCAAGAAAGGAUUUACUCCUCUACAUGUAGCAUGUAAAUACGGGAAAGUGGAUGUGGCGGAGCUGCUUUUGGAAAGAGGGGCCAAUCCCAAUGCAGCUGGGAAGAAUGGCUUGACCCCUUUGCACGUGGCCGUCCAUCACAACAACCUUGAUGUAGUCAAGCUGCUGGUCAGCAAGGGCGGCUCUCCGCACAUCACGGCGAGAAAUGGCUACACAGCCCUGCAUAUCGCAGCCAAGCAGAACCAACUGGAGGUGGCAAGCAGUCUGCUGCAGUAUGGAGCUAAUGCCAACUCAGAGUCACUACAGGGCAUCACCCCGCUUCACCUGGCGUCACAGGAGGGGCAACCUGACAUGGUGGUGCUGCUCAUAUCCAAACAGGCCAAUGUUAACCUGGGCAACAAGAAUGGGCUGACACCUCUGCACCUGGUUGCUCAGGAAGGGCAUGUGGGCAUUGCAGACAUGCUGGUGAAGCAGGGUGCUUCAGUCUAUGCAGCCUCAAGGAUGGGCUACACACCCUUACAUGUGGCAUGUCACUAUGGGAACAUAAAGAUGGUGAAGUUCUUACUCCAGCAGCAAGCACAUGUUAACAGCAAGACAAGACUGGGAUACUCUCCUUUACAUCAAGCAGCCCAGCAGGGCCAUACAGACAUCGUCACCCUGCUGUUGAAACAUGGAGCCCUGCCCAAUGAGAUCACCACUAAUGGGACGUCACCUCUGGGCAUCGCUAAGCGGCUAGGGUACAUCUCUGUCAUUGAUGUGCUGAAACUGGUGACUGAGGAAUCCGUGUCUAUGAUCACCACCGAGAAGCAUCGCAUGAGUUUCCCAGAGACGGUGGAUGAAAUACUGGACGUGUCAGAAGAUGAAGGAGUUGCUCAGCUAACAUUAGGUGAUGAACUUCUCGGGAUGGAUGGGGCUGCAGACAACGUUAGCCCAGUGGCCAGCCCCAUCCACACUGGGUUUCUGGUCAGCUUCAUGGUGGAUGCGAGAGGCGGGUCCAUGCGUGGCAGCAGGCAUAAUGGUCUGCGUGUGAUCAUCCCACCGCGCACCUGCGCAGCCCCCACACGCAUCACCUGCCGUCUGGUCAAACCGCAGAAACUCACCACCCCACCUCCUCUCGUGGAGGGAGAGGGACUCGCAUCUCGUAUUAUCUCCCUAGGGCCUUCCAGUAUGCAGUUUCUGGGGCCAGUGAUAGUGGAGAUCCCUCAUUUCGCGUCCUUGAGCCGAGGUGAUCGGGAACUAGUGGUUCUCCGAAGUGAGAAUGGCUCUGUAUGGAAAGAGCAUCGAAACCGCUAUGGUGAUGAUGUUCUAGAAACCAUCCUUAAUGGCAUGGAUGAAGAUCUGGAAAGUCAGGAGGAGCUGGAGAAGAAAAGAAUCCGCCGCAUCAUCUCCACAGACUUCCCUCUCUACUUUGCUGUGGUGUCACGUGUCCAGCAGGAGAGCGAUCUUAUAGGUCCGGAGGGAGGUCAGCUGACAAGUAAGCUGGUACCCCAGGUCCAGGCCAUUUUUCCUGACACGGCGGUCACUAAGAGGGUUCGACUUGGCCUACAGGCCCAGCCAAUCCCUGAUGAGUUGCUGACUCGGCAGUUAGGAAACCAGGCCACAUUCAGUCCUGUUGUGACAGUGGAGCCUCGUCGACGCAAAUUCCACCGACCAAUUGGACUCCGUAUCCCUUUACCUCCAUCCUGGAGGGAGAGUCCACGCGAUGCCGGCGAAGGAGACACUACUAGCCUCCGCCUCCUCUGCAGUGUUAUUGGUGGCACUGCUCCCGCUCAGUGGGAGGACAUCACUGGCACCACCAAGCUCAUGUAUUCCCACAACUGUGCCAACUUCACCACCAAUGUGUCCGCAAGGUUCUGGCUGGCGGACUGUCCACGAACGGCGGAGGCCGUGACCUUCGCCAACCUGCUGUACCGUGAGCUGAUGUCAGUUCCGUACAUGGCUAAAUUUGUGGUAUUUGCUAAGAUGAACGAUGCCAGAGAGGGCCGUCUGCGCUGUUACUGCAUGACCGAUGACAAAAUAGACAAAACCCUUGAGCUGCACGAGAACUUCUCCGAAGUGGCCCGCAGCAGGGACAUUGAGGUGAUGGAGGGGAUGCCGCUACACUUAGAAUGUUCCGGAAACCUGGUGCCCGUGAGGAAAGCCACCCAGCAGCCCCGUAGCUUCAGUUUCCAGGCCUUCAGAGACAACCGGCUACCUGUCUCCAUAAAGGUGAGAGACGCCAAUAAGGAAGCCACCGGGUUCCUGUCCUUCCUGCGCAAGUCCACCAAGUACGAGGACACGCAGCACGUGCUGUGCAACCUCAACAUCACCAUGCCUCCCUGCGUCAAGGUGGUGGGUAACGACGAGCGGCGGAGAACGUUGACCCCUCUCGCCCUGAGGGAGAGGUACAGCGCCCUGAACGAGCAUGGCCUGGCCACUGUGAAUGCCAUGGAGAGAACCGAGCUAAAGAUCACAGUAAUAGCAGAACAGCUGGGACUGAGCUGGACCGAGCUGGCGAGGGAGCUGCAGUUCAGUGUGGACGACAUAAACCGGAUCAGAGUGGAGAAUCCCAACUCCCUCCUGGACCAGAGUUCAGCUCUGCUCAACCUGUGGGUCAGCCGAGAGGGCAAGAAGGCCAAGAUGGAGAACCUUCAUAAAGCUUUGAAGAACAUUGACCGGGCAGAUAUUGUGAAGUCUCUGGAGGCUCAGGCUCCACAGGUGCUUCCCGAGGUGGCGGAGGAAGGAGCCUGCAGACUGGCGGAUCGUGACUCCGCUCUGCUUUCCCCUAGUGUCGUCAACGGUUACGGGCUGGUGCAGGAGGAGCUGCUCUCCCCCGCUUCUAUGCAGUACAGCCUGCCCUCUCCACUGGGCAUCGAGCCCUACUGGCAGGAGGUGUCGAGUCUGGAGUGUGCGCCCAUUGCCACCACUGAGGAGGACACCAUGAUGGAGAUGUCAGAUGUGCAGGUGUGGCCGGCGGGGGUCAGUCCGUCCCUGGUGACCGUUGAGGAUUCGUCCCUGGAUGGUAGUAGCCGCGCAGAUGACUCGGAGGCCAACACGUUGAGCCUGCCCUGCAGCAGUUUGGGGAGGCCCAGCAGCGGAGCAAGCGGGGCAAGUGGCUCCAUCAUGGAGCUGGAGGAGGAGGAGGAGGAGGAAGAGGAGAUAGAGGAAGACGACAUACAGCAUGAGCCGGUGUCGGCAAGCACAGAAAAAGCAUGGGCCAGCGGCGCCGUCCCAAAGGCCAACUACAAUGGGCAAGCUGGAGGUCAGAGGUCGGAGGGCAAGAGGACAGAGGUGGCAGCGGCGGCGGGUGGCAGUUUGACGGGUGUAGCUAGAGGAGGAGGAAAGGGUGGAAAAGGGACAAGUUCAGAGGAAAAGUUUUCUGUUCUUACAGGGCAACAGCUCUACGCUCAGUUGUGCGAGAGAACCGGACUGACCCGAGCCCUUGAACACAAUGGGGACAGGCUCAGCGGCGGUGCCUUCCAGCCUUACUCGCAGGAGAAAGACUCCCUCCACAGCUGGUCCCAACCCAAAGCGAGGCAGACCAUGGAGGCCAUGAUGUCAUCGUCCCAGGACCACAAUCAGUCACGUGUAGCACAGGAGGCCCUGCUUACACCGGUAUGUGAUACAGGCCAUUCAGAGGUCCUGCGGGGGCGUCUGCUGGGCACUCAGCCCUUUGAUAAAGGGCUGGGCUUCUCCCAUCAGGAGGGGGAGUUACGUGCAUGGGACCAGGACAGAAGGAAGGCACAGAAGGAUGAUCCAAUAGAUCUCACCAGUGAUCAUCUACAUGAAGAGCAGUUUACUGAUGAGCAUGGGAAUGUUGUGACCAAGUUGGGCAUGGAUGUGAAAAGGGAUGUCAAGACUGUGAAGCACUCCAGCCUGCGGAGAGUAAAGCACUGAAAUAAACACAAACUGUCCUGAAGGGUUGAACAUCCACUGCCAAACCAUCCUUCACCUACGCACGACUGGGAGACAGGAUGAGACAUGGAGCGAUGAGGGAAAAAAAAAAACAUGCAGCGAAAGAACAACACAUCGCGCCCAAAUCCUACAGUCAAGCAACCAUGGAGCACCACCGGAAAACAACAAGGAGAAGGAGUUCUCUACCUGUAGUUUUGUAACAUUUUUAACAGAAGAAAAAAAUAAACAGGGCAUGAACUUUUUAUACAAAAUGUGAAAAAACACACACAAAAAAAAAAAGUGCUUCCUGUCAACUGUAAACGCAUGACUGACUGCUGCUGCAUGACCUAUGAGCUGUCAUUAUCUAAAAAACUGAAGGGGUACAAGGUAAAGGGCCGUACCAGGACUGGCAGCGGGGAGGGAAAAACCUUUGGACCUUUGAUCUUGAAAACAAAGAGACUCUUGAAACAAAG